Messenger RNA from Vollenhovia emeryi, 1879 nucleotides. RefSeq names its product fatty acid synthase-like. The record is from RefSeq and is a predicted model, not a curated record. The transcript has 5 exons. The annotation marks the transcript as partial. NCBI's taxonomy places the organism in Eukaryota, Metazoa, Arthropoda, Insecta, Hymenoptera, Formicidae. Gene Ontology annotation, molecular function: 3-oxoacyl-[acyl-carrier-protein] synthase activity; fatty acid synthase activity. Gene Ontology annotation, biological process: fatty acid biosynthetic process.
UAAUAAUUAAAAACAUUUAGGACCGAUUUUUCUAAUUUCUUAAUCAAUUUUACCCAACAGAUAGCGAUCUUCGUCUUUUUUCCAGAGAGGUUAAAAAAGAUAAACAUAUGCUAUUCGUCGGGUAAAUAAAUUUACCAAGAAGUUGAAACAAUCAGCCCUUACAAUAUUAUUUUAUAAAUAUCAGAAAUAAGAAAUACACAUACCUAUGUGAACAUAUAUCAGAUUUCUUUCAGAUAUCAUAAAUAAGAACUCCAUAUGUUAACAUGUAUCAGAUCUGUUUCAGAUAUCAUAAAUAAGAACUCAAUAUGUUGAUAUAAUUUAGGUAUCUUAAAGACGUUCAAUUUGAGAAAUCCUUUAGACAUCAUUUUCGUGAUAUCUUUUUGUUUAAAAAAAACGGCGCACUAGAUAACAUUCUGAUAUAUUUACGUGAUCUUUUAGAAACCUAUCUAAGUUAACAGGUUCAGAAAUGCGAUAUCUUUUAGAAAUCGUUUUCAUUUAACAUAUUGUUUUCUGGGAACGUUCAUUUAAAAUAAUUAACGUUCAAUUAUGACUUUCGUUUCUGCAAUAACAUUGCAGUAUAAUACACAUGUUAAAAAAUGUACUUUAAUUAAAAUUUCAUAUAAAAAAGUGUGAGCAUUUUUGUGUGAAAUUGUACACUUUGUUAGAACAUCCGGAACUACCAAGACGUAUGGGAAUAAUUAAUAAUGCGAAAAAGUUUGAUGCGGAUUUCUUCGACUUUCCUUUUGAGCAAGCGCAAACAUUUACACCUGAAAUAAAAAUAUUAUUGGAACAUUCUUAUGAGGCAAUUAUUGAUGCGGGGAUCAAUCCGAAGCAAUUGCGAGGAAAAAAUACCGCCGUGAUCAUAGGGAACACCUUGUGUGAAACGCAAUUUAACUUGAUGUAUACGGAUCUUAAGCUAAAUGGUCUGAAUAUUACUGGAUGUUCAAAAUCUUCACUGGCAAACAUGAUUUCGCACCAUUUUGACCUGAAAGGACCAUCACAAGUAGUCGAUACAGCAUGCAGCUCUAGUCUUUAUGCCAUAAACAUUGGUUAUCGUUGUAUUAUGUCGGGCCAAUGCGAAGAUGCGAUAAUUGGAGCUGCACAAAUAAAUAUUAAUCCAAUUAUAAAUAUGAACUUCUUUCGUUUAGGUGUUUUGUCACCGAAUGGUGAAUCCAGACCUUUCGAUAAAGCUGCAAACGGUUAUGUACGCAGCGAAACGGUGUCAGUGAUAUAUCUUCAAAAAGCAAAGAAUGCGAAAAGGAUUUACGCUAUAAUUCCGCAUAUUAAAACAAACUGCGAUGGUUAUAAAGAAGAAGGAGUAACAUAUCCGUCGUCCCAGAUGCAAACUACUUUGCUAUCUGAAUUUUAUGAUGAGUGCGGAAUACCGACAUCUUGCGUGGAUUACAUUGAAGCACAUGGUACUGGUACCAAAGUCGGCGAUCCUCAGGAAGUCAAUGCUCUUCAUAAGGUUUUUUGCAAGAAUAGAGAAACUCCUUUAAUGAUUGGCUCCGUAAAAUCCAAUCUUGGUCAUGCUGAAGCUGCAAGUGGUUUUUGUCAGCUUGCUAAGGUAAUAAUUGCAUUCGAAACCGGUAUUGUUCCACCACAUAUUAAUUACACAUCACCACGAGAUAAUAUAGACAGCAUAAAAAAUGGAGCUAUCUGUGUCGUUACAAAUCCAAUGCCACUUAAAAAUGGUUACAUAGGUAUUAGUUCUUUCGGUUUCGGGGGAGCUAAUGCUCACAUGUUAGUAAAGUGGAACCCCAAACAAAAACUUGACAAUAAUGCGCCUAAUGAUGACCUGCCAAGACUUGUAUUAUUAUCUGGACGCACGGAAGACUCAGUAAACUUGUUUUUAAACGAUACUGCUAAUCAUCCGAUA